Carassius auratus (goldfish) is the source of this 4571-nucleotide messenger RNA. RefSeq names its product solute carrier family 45 member 3-like. Gene Ontology annotation, biological process: transmembrane transport. Bases 1876 to 3537 code for a protein of 553 amino acids. The record is from RefSeq and is a predicted model, not a curated record. The transcript has 6 exons. NCBI's taxonomy places the organism in Eukaryota, Metazoa, Chordata, Actinopteri, Cypriniformes, Cyprinidae. Gene Ontology annotation, cellular component: membrane. Gene Ontology annotation, molecular function: sucrose:proton symporter activity.
AAUAAUGAGUGAUAAGUGACUUUUUGAGUGAGUGAGUCUUUGAUUCAUUUAACCGAUUUGUGCAGAAACACUGACUCAUUCAGGAAUUAAAUGUGAUAUCUUUAUUAGUCAUUGAAUCAACUCAACCCAAUCAAUUUGUUCAGAAACACCGAUUUAGUUAGAAACUAAACACAGCUACUGUUUCUUGUUCAGAGAUGAAAACAAAAUAACAAUAUUAUUCCUAAAAUGUAUUAUGUAAUACCAGUUUUUUUUGUUGAAUUGUUUUAUGAGUCAAUUGACUUUUUACCGUCAGUAUUAAUCUGCUUGACUUUUGUCUCUGUUUCCAUGUUUCAGAAAGAUUGUCAUUUAUUAAUGAAGGUUUUUUUAGUGCUUGAUUCUUGCUGUAGGUUACAGGUCACCAGUAGGUGGCAACAAGUGUCUUUUCCAGUAAGUCAUUGAAUAAUUCGCUCAACCUAUUUGUUCAAAAACAUUAACUCAUUUAGGAACAAAGCAAGUGACAACUUUAUGAGUGAAUCAUUAAUCAACUCUACUGAUUAAUUUGGUUAAUUUAGGAGCAAAACACUGCUAAUUUGUUACUGUAAUGUUUACUGAAAUGUUGUAUAAAAGUAUCACACUUAUUUAAAUAAUGCUAUGCCACAAAUUACGCUGAUAAAUUUAAUUAAAAACGAACUAUAUCAAAACAAUGGGGAGAGUUGGAGAUGGUGAGAUGAUUCAACCCAUCCACAAUAGAAAGUCUAUUAGCUACGACUCAGGGAAAACAGGCAUUAAUGUGCUUCUCUUUUGUGAUAGUUCUGCAAAAGUCGUCAAUAAGGAUGACCUUGAGGGCUAGUUCUGGAAUAGAGGUGGGGGAAGUUGACAAGGGACGAGUGAAAAGCAGGGGGCUUGUCUAGGCAUUGGGACAGCAGGGUGGAGGUCCUACAGAGAUGGACUGGGAUAGACCCCUGAUGGGCUCCUUUCAGGACUGAAGGAAUGGGUGUAAAAUAGUUGCGUCUGCGGAGCCCCAUUUUGGCAUCUGCUUUGUGCCAAAGUAUUCUGCUUGUUUUUUUCUUUGACGAGAUAAGUGAUGAGAUCAUUAUUAGGUAUUUCACAAAUUCACAUAAUCUCCUAGCCAUUGAUGCAAAAAUGUGAGUUGCACAAGCUUUUUAGACUCCUCUAUAUUGAGAUGAAACAUAUUUUCCUUAUUUAAAUACUUAAAAUAAAUCCAUUAUGGUGCACAAUACACUGAAAUUACGAAUGCUAAUGAAGUCUUUGUUAUAUUUUUUGGUUUGUUUUGGUCUCUUGACUAUAGCCCUAUAAAAAAAAAAAAAAAAAACCUGUUUAAUGAACCUCUAAAUACAAAAUGAAAUUGUAGAUUUGAAUAUUUUCCGCAAAGUUAGAUUCUUCAAAUGAAGAUGAUGAUAUGCUUUCUAUCUGCCAAUGUUGAGCAGAUGGCCCACAUAGAUGGAGCAAUGUAACACCAAAUAUGAAUUUAGCACCUGGUUGUUUUUCAUCCUCCUGAAAGGUGGUGGCUGCUCUGAGUGUUCUCACACAUGUCUCAUAAUCAGAUGGCAGGGUGACAGUCAGCGCCAGAGACGCAGAACUCGCCGUUGCUCAUGGUUUAAUAUCUGAGCUCAGGAAGAGCUUGAUGGAAUCGAGAGAGAGUUUCAGCACUUUAAACAUUAUCAAGAGCAACUCUGAAGCAAAUCAGGUUACCUGAAGUCCAAAGGGUGAAAUCAAGAAUGCUGAAGGCACAAUGGAUCCCCUAGUUCAUCUGAGCCCGCUGAGAGUCCGAAUCUCUGCUCUUCCGCACCCCACGCGCCCACCUCAUCCUUGGGCGGAGUGAGUAGAGUUUUCCCACCGACACACGGGAGAAAGGUGAACCCUUCCUGUGUAAAUAUGACUGGAUGGAGGUCUCAGUGGCGUCUGGUCCUGCUCAACUCGCUGACGUGUGGCCUGGAGAUCUGCGUGGCGGCUGGGAUCACCUACGUGCCCCCUCUUUUGCUGGAGGCCGGAGUGGAGGAACAGUACAUGACGAUGGUUUUAGGUAUUGGACCUGUCCUGGGACUUCUCUUCAUCCCCCUAAUUGGCUCAGCCAGUGAUCACUGCAACAGCAGCUACGGCCGACGGCGACCCUUCAUAUGGCUGCUUUCAUUGGGAGUUCUCCUAGCCCUUUUUAUCAUACCACAUGCUGAUGUGUUGGCCGCCAACCUGAGCUGGGGCAGCAGCCGCCGCAACCAGGCUCUCCAGGUGGGCCUGCUCAUCCUAGGCGUGGGCCUAUUGGACUUCUGCGGACAGGUGUGCUUUACGCCAUUGGAGGCAUUACUCUCGGACCUCUACCGUGACCGGGAUGACUGCGGACAGGCUUUCGCUAUGUUCUCCUUCAUGGUAAGCCUUGGAGGUUGUGUAGGCUAUUUGCUGCCUGCCCUUGACUGGAGCGGAGGGCUUCUUUCCUUCUACCUGGGUGGUCAGGCAGAGUGCUUGUUCUCCCUCCUCAUCCUCAUCUUCAUGGUCAGCGUGUUAGUGACCAUGAAAGUGUCCGAGGAGCCCUUGUCCACCCUGGAACCAGGGCCGCCGGAGCCUAGACGGUGUUUUCCACGCUCGUGUUGCUAUCUGUUUCAGUGUAAGCUGCGGGCUCUGAAGUCCGGCCCGCUCAUGUGCCUGCUGAGGACUUGCUGGUCCAUGACACCGGCCAUUUAUCGCAGCUACUGCCACGUGCCACGUGUCAUGCAACAGCUGUGUUUGGCACAGCUCUGCAGCUGGAUGGGUGUCAUGUCCUUCAUGCUGUUCUACACAGAUUUUGUCGGCGAGGGUUUGUACGAAGGAGUUCCCAGCGCCGCUCCGGGUACCGCUCUCAGGCAGCGCUAUGAUGAAGGUAUCCGUAUGGGCAGCCUGGGCCUGUUCCUGCAGUGUGCUACCUCAACCUUCUUCUCGCUGGUCAUGAGCAGACUAGUGCGUCUCUUUGGGUCCAGGUCGGUCUAUUUGAGCAGCAUGGUGUGCUUCACCAUCUCAGCUCUGGUCAUCUGCUUGUCCAAGAGCGUUCUGUUGGUCACAGCUAUGUCUGCCCUAACUGGCUUUGCCUAUGCCACACUGCAGACACUGCCUUACACGCUCACCUGUCACUACCACAAAGAAAAAGAGGUGUACAUGCAAAACAGCAAAACCCAAAUACCGCACACAAAUGGAUUCACCAUCACAAGGGAUUCUGUUUGUCUGACACUGGACAGCGGCCCUGGAGAUCUCAACCACAAGAGUGGCAUUUCCAAUGGGCAUGUUCCUCACAGUAGAGAUGAACCAGGCUACUACCCAUCUCUCUAUCAGAACGGUGCCCACCUUGGUCUGGAGUCAGAGGAUUUUGAGAAACGUGGGGUGGGACUAGACUUUGCCAUUCUGGACAGCACCUUCCUUCUGUCUCAGGUCUUCCCUACCCUCUUCAUGGGCAUGAUCGUCCAGUUCACAGAGUCCGUCACCAUGUACAUCGCCUCCUCUGCCAUCUUUGGUGCCAUUGGCAUCUAUUUCGCCACCCACAUCAUCUUUGACCAAAAGGACCUCAGAAGCUGAAAGCAGCAGUAAUCAUGUCAUGUUUGCUUUGAGGAUGAAUUGUGCGUUUUCAGAUCUCUAUGGGACCAAUGGACUCAUCAAACUGGACUUGAUGUAAUUCCUGUUGUGUUUUAAAUACUUUUUGUAAAGAACUAUUCUAUUGUGUAUAUAUUUUUUUUAUAUUGAUAAUAUAUACAUAUUUAUAUCCCUAUGGGAAUUUUUAUGCAACCCGUUUUGGCGAGGUCUGUAUUUAUGUAGUACUUUUAAACUUGUUUGACUUGUUUGUCAUACAAAAGUGUCUUAAUUUGAUUUUAACCUGAAUUCUUGGUCAGUAACCAAGACUAAUAGCACAAUAUUGUCAUGUAUUAAAACUCAAUCUGACGUUCAAAUGACAAUCUGAGAUAUUUUUCUACAGGUAACUUUACACACAGACCUAUAAGCUAUUCAAAGUGUUGCAAACCAUUAUCACCAAUAUGACUUUUCAGUUACAGUAGGUAACUUUUACAUAACUUUAAAAUUUUUAAUGUUCUAUUUAAGUAAUGCAUCUGUAAGUAGACUCACCAUUGGUCAGGGAGUAUGUGUGUAGAGCUUUAUGUACAAUGUUAUGGCUUGUGAAAAGUGGCAAUAUUCUCAGGAUGGACUUGUCGUCCAGUUGAAAAAUAAUCAGUCCAAUCACAGCACAAUGAACUAAUAAAAGAGGUACUGAUAUUUUAAAUGCUCACAAAAUGAUCUUAUUCUUUCUUUUUUAUUUUGAAUGAAAUAUUUAAAGUGGUGAAUUAUCACAUCUAAUGAAGCAUGUCUUUAGUUUCCAUUAAAAUUCAGAUAGAUUUUUUUCCUUUGUGAUUUUGUUGUGUCUGUUUGUCCCCUGCAACAGUGGCAUAUAUAAAUAUUUUUCAGUUUUCUAUAGAUUUCCAAUGGACAGUUUUUUUUUCUUAUUGAAUAGUCACAUAAGUGAAAUAUAGUGUAACACUAUUUCAUGUUAAGUUUAACUUUUCUUAGAAAUUUCUUCUCCUUCUCCCAAAUAUAUAUAUUCUUCUACAUCAUAAAUCUUUAGU